This is a messenger RNA of Thamnophis elegans (Western terrestrial garter snake), 1811 nucleotides long. RefSeq names its product interferon regulatory factor 5 (gene IRF5). Gene Ontology annotation, biological process: immune system process; regulation of transcription by RNA polymerase II. Gene Ontology annotation, molecular function: protein binding; DNA-binding transcription factor activity, RNA polymerase II-specific; RNA polymerase II cis-regulatory region sequence-specific DNA binding. Lineage: Eukaryota; Metazoa; Chordata; Lepidosauria; Squamata; Natricidae. Gene Ontology annotation, cellular component: nucleus. The record is from RefSeq and is a predicted model, not a curated record.
CCUGCGGAAGCUCCGGCGGCCCGGCUGGCCCCGCCGAUCAGGUGAGGGGCUGCUCGCAGCUUGGGCUCGACGGCGCUCCUGCCCGCUCCGGCCCCGGCGCCCUCGGACCGGACCCCACCGGCUCUCUCCCCAGGGCAGAAGCGGCGGAGGCGGUCCGCCAGGCUCCUGGUUGGGCGCCCAGGACCUUCGACGGAGGAGAGGGGGGUGCCUGAACCAUGAACCCCCACCCGCGGCGCAUCCGCCUGAAGCCCUGGCUGGUGUCUCAGGUGAACAGCGGCCUGUACCCGGGUCUGCGCUGGGUAGAUCCGGAGCAGAAAAGGUUUUGCAUCCCCUGGCGCCAUGCCACACGUCACAUGCCCUGCCAGGAUGACGAGAACACGAUCUUCAAGGCCUGGGCCAAAGAAACGGGGAAAUACAACGAGGGCGUGGAUGAGCCGGAUCCGGCCAAAUGGAAGGCCAACCUGCGUUGUGCCCUCAACAAAAGCCGGGAGUUUAGUCUCAUCUACGACGGGACCAAAGACACGCCGAUGCAGCCCUACAAGAUUUACGAGGUCUGCGACGCCCCCCUGCCCAACGGAGAGAGCUUUGCUGGAGAAGAGCCCGCGGGGUGUGAAGAAGAGGAAGAGCUCCAGAAAAUGAUGCCCACCUUAAGGAUUGCAGAUCCAUCGCACAUCGCAGAGCCCCUGCCCCCCUACCCGUGGAUCAAGCAAGAGACCCUCUACACCAACUCAUGCGCCAAUGGGACCUUCCCCCACUUGGCUCCCCCAGAGGUGGGGCCUGUAGCCUCGGCACCAGCGCCCGUGGGGGCCUUCGCGGUAGGAGGGGAACCUCCAGUGCCCAGUUUUGGCGACUCUGCAAGCCGGAUGCCGCUGAUGCCCGAGAGCGUAGCCAUGCCAGGGACUCUGGAGCCCCUGUCCGAGGGGGGAUGUCCCGCAGCCCCCAUCGAGCAGUUCAUUCCGAAUUUAUUGAUCAGCCCCCACAUGCUGCCAUUGACCGACCUGGAGAUCAAAUUCCAGUACCGCGGACGCCCGGUGGGAGCCCUGACCAUCAGCAACCCGCACGGCUGCCGCCUCUUCCACAGCCACCUGGAGCCCACCCAGGAACAGGUGGAGCUCUUUGGGCCGGUGACUUUGGAGCAGGUCCGUUUCCCCAGCGCCGAGGCUGUCCCCAACGAGAAGCAGCGUUACUACACCCACCAGCUGCUGGACGUCUUGGACCGCGGUCUCAUCCUGGAACUACAAGGCCAGGACAUUUAUGCCAUCCGGUUGUGCCAAUGUAAAGUCUUCUGGACCGGCCCGUGUGCCGGAGACCUGGCUGGGCCCAAUCCCAUUGAACGCGAGAAGAAGGUCAAGCUUUUUAGCCUGGAGAGCUUCCUCAACGGGCUCAUCAUGUUCCAGAAAGGCCAGAGCCCCACACCUCCCCCCUACGAGAUCUUCUUCUGCUUUGGGGAAGAGUGGCCGGACCAGAAGCCCAAGGAGAAAAAGCUGAUCACAGUCCAGGUUGUCCCCGUCGCCGCCCGGCUCCUUUUAGAAAUGUUCUCCGGAGAACUGUCGUGGUCGGCCGACAGCGUCCGCCUGCAGAUUUCGCACCCGGAUCUCAAAGACAAAAUGGUUUUGCAAUUCAAAGAACUGCACCAGCUCUGGCAAAUGCAGCAAAACAUGCAGGAGGCGGGGCCCAGCAGCUGGGAAAUGCAGACCGGGGGAAACGGCAUGCAGCAGUGAGAUGCCGAGACACACACACACACACACACACACACACACACAAAUCCGGUGGCAUUUGGAUGGCCCCAUGCCCACUAGGCAUGCCAACUC